Suncus etruscus (white-toothed pygmy shrew) is the source of this 1325-nucleotide messenger RNA. It is a transcript of the gene TMEM9, whose product is annotated as transmembrane protein 9. Bases 119 to 667 code for a protein of 182 amino acids. Lineage: Eukaryota; Metazoa; Chordata; Mammalia; Eulipotyphla; Soricidae. The record is from RefSeq and is a predicted model, not a curated record. The transcript has 6 exons. Gene Ontology annotation, cellular component: lysosomal membrane.
GACACUCCCUUUUCUUCUUUUGUCCGGUUGGAGAAAUGCCUCCCUCUCCCUGGCGCGGGAGCCUCCAAGAAGCCCAGGAGAAGGUGUCCGGUGUGGCUGCCCCCGUAUUCCAAUAAGCAUGAAGCUCCUGGCUCUGGUGGCCUUGGUAGGGUAUUUGCUCGUGCCCACAGCAGAAGCCAACAAGAGCUCUGAAGACAUCCGGUGCAAAUGCAUCUGCCCCCCUUACCGCAACAUCAGCGGCCACAUCUACAACCAGAAUGUGUCGCAGAAGGACUGCAACUGCCUACAUGUGGUAGAGCCUAUGCCAGUGCCCGGCCAUGAUGUGGAGGCCUAUUGCCUGCUGUGUGAGUGCCGCUAUGAAGAGCGCAGCACCACCACCAUCAAGGUCAUCAUUGUCAUCUACCUGUCAGUGGUAGGCGCCCUCCUGCUCUACAUGGCCUUCCUCAUGCUGGUCGACCCACUGAUCCGGAAGCCUGAUGCCUACACGGAGCAGCUGCACAAUGAGGAGGAGAACGAGGAUGCUCGCAUGGCCGCUGCCGCCGCAGCCAUCGGAGGCCCCCGAGCCAACACAGUGCUGGAGCGUGUGGAGGGAGCGCAGCAGCGUUGGAAGCUGCAGGUGCAGGAGCAGCGGAAGACGGUCUUUGAUCGACACAAGAUGCUCAGCUAGAGUGUUGGCACAGAGCUGGCGUGGUGGGGCUCAGGGAGCCAGCGCUGUUCCCUCCUGUGAGCCUUUCAACCCCUGACAUCCACCAAGUGCCCCUUCUCCCUCUCUAGAAAAGCCAUGCUCAGGACUGAGUGCUGGGACCCCAAUCCCCAACAGUUCAGUCCACUCUGGGGUGAGGGUGGAAGUGUUCUCAACUCUGCAACCUCCUAGCUCCACAUCCUGGAGCACUUGGCAGCUUCUGGCUGAGACAAGUUGGAUCCUGGAUCCCUGGGAGUUCAGGGUUUAGACAGGGGCCCAGUCCUCUCACCUCCCCCAGCCCUGAGACCUCAACUCCGGCAGGGCAGACUCCAGCCCCCUCCCCUGCAGUAUUCUAGCCACCCCCAGAUACUCAUCCAAAUUUCCUGCAGCCCUUCCGGUCAUGUAUGGCAGUGACCAUGCAACCUUACCCCACUUUUGGCAGUGCCCCCCUUCCCUGUGUCUGCAGUUUCUGAGCCAGACAUUUGGCAGGACCCCAUGACCAAGAGGCUGAGCAGGGCACGGGUGUUCCUGCUCCUGCCCUCACCUACUGAGCCCCAUCCUCCGAUGUCCCUGCAUGGAGCGAAGCGAAUCGUUCUGGGUCUGAGAACUGGUUUGCAUUAUUAAACUGAGUCCCUUCUUCCCU